AUUCCCCUGUUGGCCCUUCGUAAUAAAAAGGAGGCCUUUGACCGUCGCCCCCUCCUCUUCCCAGACUCUAGAAUUUCCUGCUAGCUCAUCUCUAGCUUUCUUCCCUCCAAUCCGCUUUUUGUUUAUCCCCCACAAAUACACACACCACAAUGUCUGAGACAGAAACCUUUGCUUUCCAGGCUGAGAUCUCUCAGUUGAUGUCCCUCAUCAUCAACACCUUUUACAGCAACAAAGAGAUCUUCCUUCGUGAGAUCAUCUCCAACGCGUCAGAUGCCCUCGACAAGGUCCGAUACCAAUCCCUCACAGAUCCAUCUGUGUUGGACUCUGAGAAGGAACUCUUCAUCCGCCUUACCCCUGACCGUGAGAACAAAAUCCUUGACAUCCGCGACUCUGGUAUCGGUAUGACAAAGGCUGAUUUGGUGAACAACCUUGGUACCAUUGCAAAGUCUGGUACCAAGGCGUUCAUGGAGGCCCUUCAGUCUGGUGCCGACAUUUCCAUGAUUGGUCAAUUCGGUGUCGGUUUCUACUCUGCAUACCUGGUUGCCGACAAGGUACAAGUCAUCACCAAGCACAACGACGACGAACAAUACAUCUGGGAGUCUGCCGCUGGCGGUUCAUUCACCAUCACUCGCGACACCGAGAACCCAUCGAUCGGCCGCGGAACCAUUGUUCGUCUCCACAUGAAGGAAGACCAAUUGGAGUACCUUGAGGAGAAGAAGAUCAAGGACAUUGUCAAGAAGCACUCAGAAUUCAUAGGUUACCCCAUCCAACUUGUUGUCGAGAAGGAGGUUGAGAAGGAGGUUGAGGACGAAGAGGCAGCUGAAGAAGAGAAGAAGGAUGAGGAGGACAAGCCCAAGAUUGAGGAGGUUGAAGACGAAGAGGAGAAACCCAAGAAGAAGAAGACCAUCAAGGAGAAGACAAAGGAGACUGAGGAGCUCAACAAGACAAAGCCCCUUUGGACGCGCAACCCCGAUGACAUCACCAACGAGGAAUACGCUGCUUUCUACAAGUCGCUUUCUAACGACUGGGAAGAGCACCUUGCUGUCAAGCACUUCUCUGUUGAGGGACAGUUGGAAUUCCGUGCUAUCCUCUUCGUUCCCAAGCGUGCACCUUUCGAUCUUUUCGAGACCAAGAAGAAGCGCAACAACAUCAAGCUCUACGUCCGCCGCGUGUUCAUCAUGGACGAUUGCGACGAGCUUAUCCCUGAAUGGCUCAACUUUGUCAAGGGUAUUGUUGACUCUGAGGACUUGCCUCUCAACAUCUCCCGUGAAAUGCUUCAACAGAACAAGAUCCUCAAGGUCAUCCGUAAGAACUUGGUCAAGAAAUGCCUUGAAAUGUUUGCCGAAAUCGCAGAAGACAAGGAGAACUUCACCAAGUUCUACGAGGCCUUCUCAAAGAACAUCAAGCUCGGUAUCCACGAAGACUCUACAAACCGCACAAAACUUGCGGAGCUUCUUCGCUUCCACUCCACAAAGUCUGGUGAUGAAUUGACCUCAUUGAAGGACUACGUUACCCGCAUGCCCGAGAAGCAAAAGAACAUCUACUACAUCACCGGUGAAAGCCGCGUCGCUGUGGAAAACAGUCCAUUCCUUGAGGUGCUCAAGAAGAAGGGCUUUGAGGUUCUUUACAUGGUUGACCCCAUUGAUGAGUACUGCGUGCAACAACUCAAGGAGUUUGACGGUAAGAAGCUCAUGAGCGCCACCAAGGAAGGUCUCGAGCUGGAGGAAGAUGAGGAGGAGAAGAAGCACAUUGAGGAGCUGAAGGCUGAGUUCGAAGCGCUCUGCAAGCAAAUCAAGGACAUCCUUGGUGACAAGGUGGAGAAGGUUGUCAUUUCGAACCGUAUCAUCAACAGCCCUUGCGUCCUCGUCACUGGCCAAUACGGCUGGUCCGCGAACAUGGAGCGUAUCAUGAAGGCACAAGCCCUCCGCGAUUCAAGCAUGUCCGCUUACAUGGCGAGCAAAAAGACACUCGAACUCAACCCUGAUCAUUCCAUCAUCAAGGCCCUCAAGUCAAAGGUGGACGCUGACAAGAACGACAAGACUGUGAAGGAUCUCACCCAGCUGCUCUUUGAGACUGCUCUAUUGGCUUCUGGGUUCUCUCUUGAGGACCCCUCUGGCUUUGCCAGCCGUAUCCACCGCAUGGUGAAACUUGGUCUUUCCAUUGACGAGGAGGAGGCAACAACAUCAGUGGAUGAUGACCUCCCACCAUUGGAGGAGGCAACUGCUGAGAGCAAGAUGGAGGAGGUUGAUUAAGUAUGGUCGAUAAAAUGAACAUACAGUGGCGGGGGGUGUGUGAUUGUUCUUAUUUGGGGUGGUUGAGUAGGUAGAUAUUGUAAAUGUUAUUCGCGGUCGAAAGUCCCAAUGUCGUUUGGGAGAUUUUGUUAAUACGAUAUCGCAUUUCCUCUUUAUGUCUUUUUUAAUGUGGG
Molecule: messenger RNA, 2425 nt
Organism: Spizellomyces punctatus DAOM BR117
Lineage: Eukaryota; Fungi; Chytridiomycota; Chytridiomycetes; Spizellomycetales; Spizellomycetaceae
Product: hsp82-like protein
Exons: 2
Coding region: 150-2252 (700 amino acids)
Biological process (GO): protein folding; protein stabilization; cellular response to heat
Cellular component (GO): cytosol; perinuclear region of cytoplasm; protein-containing complex
Molecular function (GO): ATP binding; ATP-dependent protein folding chaperone; ATP hydrolysis activity
Source: RefSeq, a predicted model, not a curated record